Messenger RNA from Anarrhichthys ocellatus (wolf-eel), 3779 nucleotides. RefSeq names its product inhibitor of nuclear factor kappa B kinase subunit epsilon (gene ikbke). Lineage: Eukaryota; Metazoa; Chordata; Actinopteri; Perciformes; Anarhichadidae. The transcript is spliced from 21 exons. Gene Ontology annotation, molecular function: ATP binding; protein serine/threonine kinase activity. Gene Ontology annotation, cellular component: cytoplasm. Gene Ontology annotation, biological process: peptidyl-serine phosphorylation. The record is from RefSeq and is a predicted model, not a curated record. The coding region runs from base 427 to 2583 and encodes 718 amino acids.
UUUCCGCCACUGUUUACGAUUAACGAAUGCGCCGCGCGUGCAGCCGACACUUCCUAAAUCAUUCAGAGAAAUCCUGCAAGCAGCUGCCUUUGCUGAAACUCGGGAAUUCUUUGGAUCCGCGUAAAUAAACUGUUAUUACGCUCACCAGCGGCAGAUUCUCCCUGAACCGUAUUACCGUAUUACCUGUUCAGAACGCAGCCACGGUUCCCACCACGGAAGAAGUUUCACACGUAGGCGGAUUCUGUUUUGAAGUACGUUUGAUUUACUGUAAAGCUGCGGACCAGUGCGAGCUGUAACUGACACGACUGACGGUCACUUUUACUCCAUAUUUCACGGGGAAAAACAGUUAGUGCUGCGGUAGCCUGCUGUUUAUCAGGAAGCUACUUCACGCAUAUUCAACGUUAACUGCAGCAGCAGCAGUCCAGCAUGACGGGCAGUACACCAAACUACCUGUGGUCUUUACAAGAUGUCCUCGGUCAAGGGGCUACUGCCUGUGUCUACAAGGCGCGCAAUAAGAGGUCGGGUGAGCUGGUAGCUGUCAAGGUGUUUAACCCAGUGAGCUACAACCGCCCCCAUGAGGUCCGGAUGAGAGAGUUCGAGAUGCUGAGGAAGCUCAACCACAGCAAUAUUGUCCUGCUGUAUGCCGUGGAAGAGCUGCCCACCAAACAGAAGGUGCUGGUGAUGGAGUAUUGUUCAGGAGGAAGUCUGCUCAGCCUGCUCGAGGAGUCAGAAAACGCCUUUGGCUUGCCUGAAACGGAAUUCCUCACAGUUUUGCAGUGUGUUGUGCAGGGGAUGAACCACCUGCGAGAAAAAGGAGUGGUACACCGGGACAUUAAGCCGGGCAACAUCAUGCGGCAGGUCGGGGAGGACGGCAAGUCUGUUUAUAAGCUGACUGAUUUUGGAGCAGCAAGAGAGCUGGAAGAUGAUGAGAAGUUUAUGUCCAUCUACGGAACCGAAGAGUAUCUGCACCCAGACAUGUACGAACGUGCUGUGCUGCGUAAGCCUCAUCAGAAAUCCUAUGGUGUGAGUGUAGACCUGUGGAGUAUUGGUGUGACAUUUUAUCACGCUGCCACUGGGACUCUUCCCUUCACACCGUAUGGAGGACCUCGCAGGAACAAGCCCACCAUGUACAAAAUAACUACAGAGAAGCCUAUGGGGGCAAUAGCUGGAACGCAGCGGGUGGAGGGCGGGCCUAUAGAGUGGAGCUACCACUUACCUCACAGCUGCCAACUCUCACAGGGUCUGACAGUGCAACUGGUUCCAAUACUAGCGGGUAUACUGGAGGCUGACCAGGAGAGGUGUUGGGGUUUUGACCAGUUCUUCACAGCCACCACAGAUUUACUGCAGCGGCAGCCGGUUCACCUCUUCUCUCUGCAGCAGGCCAUGGCGCAUUGCAUCUACAUACACCACUACAACACGGUGUCCAUGUUCUUCGAGGACGUGACGUCUCAGACCGGUAUAGCGGUUCAGCUGCAACAUCUGCUAUACCUUGGUCACAAACUCCCUGUGGAGGGCAACAUGAAGGUGGUCAACCUCCCGCAUACGUCACAUGACCGGCCCCUCAUUCUGCUCAGCGACGGGCCUGAGGAAAAUACCAGCCUGCCCUUCAGAGAGCCCGAGACUCCGGUCAUCCCGUCCCGGUUUGAUGUUAUGGCAGACUACAACUUCUCCAAGGUUAUAGUGGGAGUGGUCCACCAGUAUCUGAGGAUAGUACGGUUGCUGCUCACAGACAGAGAGCUGCUGCUGCAAGGAUACUACAGCUACAUGAUGAGGUUGCGUAGUGAGUGUGAAGAAGCGAUCCACAUUAUCGCAAUGAUCACCAUUAGACUGCAGUCUUGCCUCAGCGUGGAACACAGGACCCACACACUAGGCCAUUAUGAUUCAGAAAACCAAGGUUCAACUGAUGGCAGGCAAAAGCUGCAUCUGGUACGUAAGCACUUGCCUAUAUACGCUGCGGGAAUCCAAGAGUUCCAGAGCCGACUGGAGCAUCUGCAGAUAGAACAGGCCACGCUAGCAGAGACGCUGGCCAGUGACAAGAGCUGUCAGAAGAUGGGGAUGCUGCUGCAAAAGAUAACGGCAAUUCAUCAGCAUUACCGUAAAGACAAACUAACUGGCAAGUUGGCAUAUAACGACGAGCAAAUCCACAAAUUUGAGAAAAUCCACCUGUUGUCCCACAUUAAGCGAGUGAAAUCUCUCCUUCGAGAGGACUGCGUGCUGAGGUACAAAGAGCUUCUGGCCUCAACAAGGACGUGGAGCAGUGUUUUACUGGAGAUGCAGACCAGACUGCAGGACUUCAGCUCUUUCUCCACCGGCUUGUUGGCAGACCUGGAGAUGAGUGAGCAGCACCAAAAUAAGGCUCUGGACAGAAUCCUUCUCACUCUGCAGUCCAAGCCAAUGGGACAACAGCCUGACGUUGCCCCGAGGGACAAGGACCAGAUGGUCUCUAGGAUGCACCAUCUGAAGGAGGAAAUGGGGAUUUUGGUGAAGGAACUACAGUGUAACAACAACAUUAUUGAGAGUCUGGGAACAGUGAGCCCUGCAGCAGCUCUGGAGACGAACUUGGCCAGACCGUCUACCCUGUGACAAAAGUGCUGCAUCCUUACAUCGUAACUCAAAAACACAAACAGGCACUCUGAUUUUUAACUGCCACUCAGGAACAGUUAUGGACAAUGUACUGGGUUUCCAAGGACGGGCUGAAGCCCAGCGCUGUUGGAAGAGGAAGCAGCCGAAGACUGAAUACAGCAGUUCAAUACAAACCUCAUUAAUGCCUUUAGUGUUAUUGUAUUUCUAAUAGGCUGCCACGGUGAUGGACCGUCAGGAUAAAGCAAAAAUGAAUUCCAAGUCAGCUGCUUGAGCAUUUUUCUUCAGGCUGUGUUUCUUCUUUGCCCCACAGAAGAAGCACUGCAAACUCUGGAGAACCUAAAAUGAUUAACGUGACCAGACUGACACUAUAUUUCUCCGUCUCUCUCAUGUCUGUGGUUGUGUGUUUGUUGAAGGCUUGAGACGCCUGCUGUCUUUUUCUUAAUGGUUGAUCAUUUAAAUGGUUUCAUGUGACUUUACUUAAAGUGCAUCAUUGCAAAUUUCAGAGUGAUAGAUUAUGUCAUUGAUUGUCAGCCUUUCCAAGCACACACAACUGUAAUUAUGUGACAUUUGUGACAUUUGUCUCUCUUCCUGCUGAUGUGUAACUUGAAUGAUGAGUUGUUUCUUUGUAUUUGACCGUAGGUUUCAUUGUAAACGAGACAAAAACAGUGGCACUCACGACUCACCAGUCUCCUUUUUAACAGAAGUACACUGUCCAGACAGAAUGAAAAAAAUGACAUUAGCCAGUGUGGCUCACGUGGUGGGGAAAUCCCAGGGUUUGUUUUUUGUCUAUGAAGGGGUCACAUGGGAAUGCACAAGGUUAGAGAAAAUCAAAAAAUAUAUGCUUUUUACUUUUUACUAUAAACUUUUUUUGCCAUAUUGUUUUAUCUCUCGUUUGUUUUUUUCUUGAGAAAUGAUAUCUCCAUUGAGGAAGUAAUGCAGGCUGAAAAGUGAAAGUAAAAAACAUUUCAUGAGCCCUCUAAUAAGUUUCAGUCUCAACAUACCUCGUGCUCUGAAAAGUCAAUAAGAUCACGAAUGACUUUGACAACAGUAGACUCUCAUAUUCACUCAAAUUACUUCAACAUCACAUUUGUUGUGAGGAGGUGCGACUUAGCUGGGAAGAUGAGAGGUCUCAGAAGUAAACAGAAAACAAGUGAGCUGUUGUGACACUGCAGAGUACAGAGAAUGAAAUUGAAAGU